AUGUCACAAGCUGUGACAGAAACUCAUCAGACCGGUCCCAUACCCAAUGGAUGCGGGGAAACUGAUGAACUGACUAUUGAGCCCUUGGAUACCGACAAGCAUGAUGACUCUUCAUCAAAAGCUUCUCCUGAUGGUGAUCUGAUGCAACUGUCUCCUACAUCGGCUAGAAGGAGAAGUACUCGUGCAUCUGCUCUUAAAGCCCAGGAGAAAAUUAAAUUUGAUGGUGUACUACCUGUCCCUGAAAAUGUUCCUUCGGAGAGUGGUCUUUCUGAUACAGCUGAGGACGAAGAAGACGGAGCCAGUGCUUCCAAAAAAAGAAAGCUCAUAACAGGAACUGAUAUGGACCAAUCCUCUCAUACUUUCUACAUCAAGGAAGAUAAUACAGGAGACGUUUGUGAAGUAUCCGAAGAAAGUGAUAUUUCUUCUCUUCACUCUGGAGAAGUUGCAGCUUUAAAAGCGGGUUAUGAUAAGGCUUGCGAAGAAACAGAUAUGCAAAAUGAGCAAACUCAGGAGAGAAACAUUAUCGUCAAAAGAUGUGAAGCUGAGUUGAGAUUAGAAGAAGCCCGAUUGUUGUUGUUAAGGAAAAUAAACUCCAGCCAAACCGUUGCUCAGCAAAAGGCAAAUGAAGCUAAACGCAUGACACCCAAUAUAGCUUUGAACAAUCCAGGAGGCGCUUACAAGCCUGCUGUGGCUCUUCCCAAGAAUGGAGCUUCUGCUCAGCGAACUAAUACUCCACAGAGACCAAAUACAGCUGGUGGUUUAACACAACAACAACAAGCAGAAUUGAUCAAGCUUUCAUCAACUAAUCCUCAGAUGCUGCAGCAGCUAUUACAAAUGGCUAAGAAUGGAAAGAGUCCUCAGCAACUUCAAUCAUUUGUUGCCGCUCUUGUCGCCCAACAACAACAGCAGCACCAGCAGCUUAAGGACCAACAAAUAAAGGACCAACAAGCUAAAGAAGCUCUUAUGAAAGAACAACAACAACAGAAUGCUCAACUCAACGCUGCUAAGAACUUCGCUGCAUUGACACCUCAGCAACGAGCCGCAAACGCUCGACAAGCUUUCCGCCUCCAAGCUGAUAAACAGCUAACUCAGAACUUAAAUACACCCAAGGCUCAUCCUGUCGAUUUCAACUUUGUGCCCAAUCCUAAUCAACCCGAUUUCUGUCACUUAGUUGCUUUAGACUUAAUUGUGCAGAGAUUGUUGAAGGAUAAAAUGUCAACAGUAAAUGUGUCUGAGAAGCCGUAUGAGUGUGAAGAGUGUCAUACUGAUUUCUCACCAUCAUGGAAAGCUAUGGGAUCUCCUGAUGAUUUACAUUUAUAUUGUGAGCGUUGUGUACACGCAACACAAAAGAAGAAAAUCCAAAAGGAUCAUACAGCAUAUCUUCGUAAAGCUUUCAAUAAAGUUCAAAUACAAGAGAAGGAGUUCGAGAAACAAAUUGCAGAGGGCAAGUUGGAUGCUGUCAUGGCUGCCGCUGCCCAAGCAGUUACAGCUCCUUCAACUCCAUCCCUCUCUACCAAACAAAAUGGCACUAGUAGUACCCCCAACACUGUUAAACCUUCAACCCCCUCAACUACCUCCUCGGCUAGAACGCCAUCGACGCCUAGUUCCGCUUCAGCAUCUACUAAGAAUAAAAAUAGUGGAAUGUCAUUUGGCAAUAUGAGCCAGAUGCAAAUGGCAAUGCUCCUACGGAACCCCAUGAUGGCCAGCCUCAUGAAUGGAGUUCCCGCUAACUCAGCUAGUCUGAAUACAGCAGUCACCAACAUGAUGAUGUAUUCGCCCGUCAUGCAGAUGUUCUUAGCUGCUCAGCAACAACAACAGCAACAACAACAACAACAAUCACGAGGAAACCAGCAGGCCGCUCAACCGAACAUGGCGGCUAUGCUCUUGAAUGCAGCGAUGUCAGCACAAGCUCAAGGUGGGAUAACGAACUUUGCGAACAUGAACUCAGCAGCUAUGCUUGCGAACCCGCAACUUAUGAGACAAUUCCAAGAACAGUUUCUGAAUGAGCAUGAUAACUUGUUAAUCUGA
This is a messenger RNA of Auanema sp. JU1783, 2028 nucleotides long. Lineage: Eukaryota; Metazoa; Nematoda; Chromadorea; Rhabditida; Rhabditidae. The record is from the annotation of a GenBank genome assembly.